CGCGAACGGUAAACGCGGAUCACGAUAUACCGAAAAGACGGCGAGGUUGCGUGGAGGUGCGGAGGAACGAUGAGAACUUCGACGACGACGGCGGCGGCGGCGGCGGUGAUAACGACAGUGGUGGCGACGGCGACGAGGCGCCCCCAACGACGCACCUGAAUCGCUGACAAUUACGACGGCGACGUCGUGAUGCGUCGCACCGUGUCGCUCCAGUACCGCGCAGCAGCAGGCACCUCGCUCCAGUUGUGACGCGACGUGUUCGUGACGUGACGCGACGAAAGCGGGACGGAGAAGACCUUCUUCUUGUCAGUGCGCGAGUGAGACGGAGAGGCAGCGAGGAAGAGAGAGAGAGAGGAACAGAAACACCUCCCGCGACUCCUUUCUGCGUGUAGCGAGUGAAACAGAGACGAGGAUAGUGAGAGAGACAGAGAGAGACAGACGUAGACCGAAAGAGCGGCGCGCGCGAGCGCCAACGAGUGCGCCGGAGUGUGUGUGCGUGUGUGUUGUGUGUACGAGCGUGCACCUUUUCCUCGGGUCGCGUUUCGUUUGACGUGACGUCGCGCGUCGUCGACGUAAGCACGUAAGCACGGCCGAGCGAUUACCGUUCGCCGUUUUCGCUCCCGAACGAGCGAGACAGACGCGGCCGCCCGCGGCCGCGGCGGCACACGUACAUACGCGCGCGGGGAACGCGCGUAGCCUGAGCGUGCGUGCGUGCGUGCGAGCGAGAGAGAGAGAGAGUCCCCGAUCUCCCGUUCUUUUCAUCGCUUCGGCCGUCCAGCGGCGCACGAAGGAACGGCGGCGCACUUGUGUUUACGCUUGAAGCAUUGACCGGCCACCACGGCGACCAUGUACGCCAAGGGAAAAGGGGCGUCGGUGCCGUCGGACUCUCAGGCGAGAGAAAAAUUGGCGCUUUACGUGUAUGAGUACUUGUUACAUGUAGGAGCACAAAAAGCAGCACAAACGUUCCUGUCGGAGAUUCGAUGGGAGAAGAAUAUCACACUGGGAGAGCCACCUGGGUUUUUGCAUUCUUGGUGGUGUGUCUUUUGGGAUUUGUACUGCGCUGCGCCUGAGAGGAGAGAUUCUUGUGAACACAGCAGUGAGGCCAAAGCGUUUCACGACUAUGGAUUCGUGAAUAGUGCUUACAACGUCAAUGGCAUUGCACACAAUGCUGGACCAGCUCCAUCUCCAAUUGGUCAAAUGCCACCAAACGAUGGAAUGCCUGGUGGUCCCAUGCCUCCUGCUUUCUUCCCAUUUAUGGGCCCCAGAUAUCCAGCAGGACCACGACCUGGAGUACGUAUGCCACAAAUGGGAAAUGACUUUAACGGACCACCAGGACAACCAAUGAUGCCAAAUAGUAUGGAUCCUACCAGGCAAGGCGAAGCUGGAGAAUUUGUAGGGUGGCAAGGUCCACCAGGAAUGAACCCAAUGAACCCGAGGAUGAAUCCGCCGCGAGGACCAGGGAUGGGACCGAUGGGUCCUGGAAGUUACGGUCCAGGCAUGAGAGGUCCACCGCCCAAUAGUACUUUGGGUCCAGGUGGACCAGGAGGUCCUGGAAUGCCACCAAUGAGUAUGGCCGCUCCAGGUGGUAGACAACAGUGGCAACCCAACACAUCUACGCCAAUGAAUUAUUCGUCGUCAUCGCCGGGCAACUACGGAGGGCCGCCUGGAUCAACGGGUCCGCCAGGACCUGGUACACCUAUUAUGCCUAGCCCACAGGAUAGCAGCAAUAGCGGAGGAGAAAAUAUGUAUACCAUGAUGAAGCCUGUACCUGGGGGAAAUAUGCCGGGUGACUUUCCAAUGAGCGGUGGACCUGAAGGCGGUCCAAUGGGACCCAUGGGUCCUAAUACAAUGGGUCCGGUUCUAAACGGUGAUGGUCUCGACGGAAUGAAAAACAGUCCAGCGAACGGUGGCCCUGGAACACCACGGGAAGAUAGCGGCAGCGGAAUGGGUGAUUAUAAUCUGGGUGGAUUCGGAGCUCCUGGAGAGAAUGAUCAGACCGAGUCGGCGGCCAUCCUGAAGAUCAAGGAGAGCAUGCAGGAGGAAGCGAAGAGGUUUGAGAAGGACUCAGACCAUCCCGAUUAUUUCAUACAAUAACUCUUCACGAGUCGUUGGACCCCGAGACCAAAUUAACAAUAUAAGAGAUAAACGCAAUCGAUUUCCUUUCUCCCUUUAGUCCGAGAACUAUCUCCAUCCUUCUCCCUCUUUCCCCUUUUUCCCCCCGUCUCUCCACCGUGAAAUCACUCUCCCGCCUCGUACGUUUCCUCUCCCAUUUAUCCCUUUCUCAGAUGAAACCUUUGCUGCACCUCACCAUGUAUAAGAUCUUCCUCUCCUCUCUUCUUUCCGAGCCGUCGAACGGCGUAGAUCGAUCUCCGUGAGGAAGGGCGCAAGAGACCCCUCCUGCACGCAUUGGCGACCCAUCCUUUUUGUCGCGCGCUGCUGCAAGGGAGGACCACACGAUGUCAGGACAGGAGUGACCGAGACAGACAGAGAGAAAGAGAGCAUCGAUUUCCGCGCGACUCUCACAUCGACCGACGUUCUCGCACAGCGAUGUUGUUACAGUAUCGAACAUUGAUAGUUGUUAUCAUGGUAUGGUAUAUGGAGUGGAUACGUCAUUCUGAGCGAACGAGUAAGCUCACUUGAAACCUCCCGCGACGUGCCGCUCUCGCGAGCCAAUCGAACGCGUUAUCGGAUGUUCGUCUAAUUAUCGUUUCUUUCUUUUUUUCUGCAUUUCCUAUACGAGAUGAAUAUUUCUCGAACUUUAACAGCUGAAAAUCGCAUUUACCGUAUUCCGUUAUUCGUUCGCUUAGCGUACGUCCACCCUUAGGCUGCGACCGCGAACAUUGUUCCAGUAUCUUACUUAAUACAUGACGAAAAGAGAGAGAGAGAAAGAGAGAGAGUGUGCGUGUGUGUGAUAGUAUUACAUUAGCGUAAGGAUUAAACUUCUGAAAUUUUUACGAUCAGGUUCACGGUCGUUUCUAGGAUAAGCCCGCGGAAUUUUCUAAAUGAUGUUCUCGAUCGCAGUCGUCAUCCGUUCCGUGCAACAAUCUCCGUUGAGAUCUUUGUUAUACAGCCAAGUUUGUGCAAUGAAGGAUCGGUCGCCCAACUCAACUAUGAUUAACUCUUCCUUUAUAGCUUCGAUCCGAUUGUAAUUUGGAAAGAGUCAGACCAUAGUCUGAUCAUAGCCAAUGAAACUGUGAAAAAUCUAUCGUUAAUUAAAGUCUGAUUCGAGGGUUCUCCUCAACUAUCCAAUCCGCUACAAGUGACCGCUGACUGCGCCCUCGACAUCGUCGAGUUAACAUCGUCACCCUCGCAUCGAUGGAGGUCGCUCGUACAAAGUGGUCCAGGUUACUGAUCAUCGUCGUAGAGCGCAAGAACAAGGAGGGCGUUCACGUGCGACAUGGGCCACGUAGAGGGAUUGACCGACCGAAAAAAGGAAAAUAAAAAAAAAAGAAAAAGAAAAGGACACUUUGUUAUAUAACCACGAAUACGUAAAGUCUUACUUAUCAGCAGUGGCGCGAUAAGAUGUUUACGACCGCGAGGAUAAGAGCUGCGUCGCCCGAAUGUGGGAAAUCUUUGAUAUUCCGUCACGAUCGAGGACCAAAUUCAUUUCCACCGUACGAUAAAUAUGCGUUUAUCUCGCCACGAAUGAUCCGAACAGGUUUACGGUGGAAGGAAGGGUGCUCAAUCUACCUGUAGCCGGUUACAAAGUAUUCUGCUUUUUCUGCUACUUUUCCGCGAUUCUGCGUUCCGCGAUGAUCAGUUGUGGUCGGUGACGUUUCAUCAUAUCGCACCGUUUAAUAUGUAAUUUCGUGUUCUUUCACAAAAAACCGAACUUGGCUAUUCGUGGAAGUUAGACGCUUCUUCACGAAUUCCUUUACGCUGCUGAAAAAGGAUUAAUGCACCGUGACUAAUUGUGUGAUUUAUAAGAUAUAUAUUAAAAUUUCAAUCUAGCACGUUUAAUCUUUAUCUUCACAGAUCGUAAGAGAUGACUGAAUUAUACAUAUAUUGUCAUUGAAUAAUUAUUUUCUAAUUAUUAAGCAUAUUGUGAUAUAUUGUCGCUCUUCGUGAGAGAGUUGUCAUUCUUUCGCGAGUAGUUCAAUUUCAUUUUAUUUAAGCGCAGUCCUUGCAUGAUAGAUAUUAUUUUACAAUUAUUAUUCAAUAAUAUAAAUUAUUCUAUUAUUCUAUUGAUGCAUAGAGACUGCCUGAAUCUUGGUCAUCAAGUAUUUACGAUUUGUGAAAAACACGCAUAUCUAAUGACUAAAUUAAUGAAAAUAUUCACAUGCUGAGAAAAUGAUUACCUGACCCAUGUGCUUUGUGACCGGUCAUGAAUGAUUGUUAGGGGAUCUCUGUUGUUAACGAUUUUAAUAGACAGUGAGUUGAGCGCGGCGUUUUUCAAUAAUUCCAACUCGUGAGAAUCAUAUGCCGUACAUGAAAGAAAUUGCUGUUAGAUUUUACAUACGAUGCGUUUUCCACUUAAAACCGACAUAUUCGUUUUGCUUUGAGGACGUCCCAUUGACCCAGAUAUCUGAAACAUUGAAAAAAUACGCCGGUUGAAUUUCGCUCCUGUAUCAUCGAUCAUCAAUUAUAUACGUUUGUAACAGACUCGUUUCAAGAGCAUCGUCCCCUUCAUAAAAUCAAAUCGCAUCCAGUAAUCCGUCGAUAAAUUACAGAUUAAUUUAGCACACAGGUAAUUAUCAUUAUUUCUUUUUUUCGGAGGAGAUAAGAGAAAAAAAAUGGUAAUCUCGAUCGCUCUCUCUCUAGCGUUGAAUUCAGGAUAUCUUACAUAGGUAUUUUGUAUAAAGAAUAGAAUAUGCGAGUUCCAUAAGAAGUUUUUCUGCGGAUCUUCUCCCUGGGCGUUUAAUCCGUUUAGUCUGUUCUUUUUGGAUGCGGCCUUCUACGCUUUUCCUCUUCCUUUUUUCUCUUUCCAAAGCGUAAACAUAUAGUUGCUUCGUUUUAAGUGCAGAAAGCGUGAAAAGGGCCGCAGCUAAUAAGAACAGAUCUAAAUAAUGAUGAAUCGAGAUGUAUCGCGACGGAGGAGGAUAUUGAUAAUUUCAUUGUCGAGUUACUUUGGUCCAGUCGGACGAGAUGCUGACGGAUCACCGCAAUCCCUAGAUGGGAGUUGCGCCUUAUGUUACAUACGUCCUUGUAUAUGUAUAUUGCUAAGUUCUUAAAUGUAUGUAUUCGGACUCAAUCAUUAUCUCGUCCCUCUUGCAUUCCUUAUUUAAGAAAACGUAUUUCGGCAGCGACACGAGCGGGCGAGUGUGUAAAAAAGAAAGAGAGAAAGAUAGAAAAAAAGAAUUUCUUUCCCCGAGGAAAGGCGCGUUUAACUCUUUCACUAUUUUAAACGAGAGUGAGUUAUUUAAGUCACGACGUACAGACGUGGCAUUUCUCUUUUGUGACGGGUCUUCUCGCGAGACCGAAUGAAGAAUCGAGACGCCGCCAGUGAGAGAGUUGAAAGCGGAAUUCGAGAUAGUGAUCGAGCCCCCGUUUAUUAGUUUUACACAUUCGCGAUCGAGAGGGACCGAUCCGAUAUCGAUCGCGACCGAAGGGCAUGAAGAAAGAGAAACUUAGGUAUUAUAAAAUCGAGUCGCGCGCGCACACACAGUUCUUCGCGGAUCAGCCGGAGAAACCGGAGCGGGCAGGAGCUUGAUCGACGCGUGGUCGACGAUUCGUCGAGAGGGGCGACUUCUUCGACGGGGGCGCGCGCCCGCAUAUUCGGAGCGGCGUCCACCCUCCCCAUCCACCCUCGCGUCCGGGCCCCCCUUCUCCUCCUUGUAAUUAAUUUACACACGCGUCGUAAUCAUUAUAACACACGCGUUCACACACGGGCUGUAAAACUCGCGCGGCAGACCUCACGCAUUCUACGGAUUCACGCAUGAUCUAUCGACAUAAUUAUAGAAAUACCUACUACGAGUAUAGUAUUCAGUAGCGUAAAAUAAUAAAGUAAUUAAAUAAAUGUCAUCUGUAUAUCCUA
This is a messenger RNA of Temnothorax curvispinosus, 5974 nucleotides long. Its product is annotated as single-stranded DNA-binding protein 3-like. The transcript is spliced from 13 exons. NCBI's taxonomy places the organism in Eukaryota, Metazoa, Arthropoda, Insecta, Hymenoptera, Formicidae. The record is from RefSeq and is a predicted model, not a curated record. Gene Ontology annotation, biological process: positive regulation of transcription by RNA polymerase II. Bases 847 to 2094 code for a protein of 415 amino acids. Gene Ontology annotation, molecular function: single-stranded DNA binding; protein binding. Gene Ontology annotation, cellular component: nucleus.